CGGCAACGAUAAUUUCACCGCCGUUCAUGUCAAGUAAAGGCUUUCGACCAGAACAAUCCUGAAUAUUGGUCCGCAAUUUGCUCGCGGUCGCCGUGCAUGAGGCCUUGGACCAUCCAUGAGUGGCUAUCGAGGCGAGACUGGAUCUUGUGACGAUGAUACGUUAGUUUUACGCCUCGCGCCUGCCCUAACUGCCCGGUGGUAAGCUCGAUCGUUGCGUGUCGGGAUCACGCGCCACAUCGAUGAGCAUUAUCAUUCCGUCACAUUCCCGACACCAGGAAAGCAAAGUGAAAACGAUUGGUACAGCGGGCUCGCACCACUGACGCUGCACCAUGAAGGUCCUGUGCGUCGCCGAGAAGCCUUCCAUCUCCAAAGCGGUUGCAACGCACCUGUCUGGAGGUUCAUUUCAGACUCACAACACGCGCUCGCAGUACAUCAAGAACUAUGCGUUCACUUUCGACUUUGGCCAGCCAUGGGGACAGUGCGAUGUGACAAUGACAGCAGUUGUUGGCCAUCUGACCCAGACUCUCUUCGCCGACGGAUACAAAAAUUGGGAAUCACCUCCGCCUGUCUCCCUCUUUGGUGCGCCCACUAUCACCACGGUUCAUGAUGAUAAAAAGGCCAUUGCCAAGAACAUCGCCGACCAAGCACGUUACGCUCGCCUACUGGUCAUAUGGACCGACUGCGAUUUGGAAGGGGAAUAUAUUGGCCACGAAAUUGUUGAGGCGGCCAAGUUUGGUAACCGCGACAUCACCGUCAAGCGUGCGACCUUUAGCAACAUUGAGCGAGCACACGUCCUCAAUGCGGCCCGAAGGUUGGGCAAUCUAGAUGCCAAGCUUGUCAACGCUGUAGCUGCUCGCAUUGAGCUCGACCUACGUGUAGGAUGGGCUUUCACCCGCUUCAUCACCAACAGUCUUCGACCCUUGGGAGGUCCUGUUGAGUCCUUGAUGAUCAGCUAUGGAUCUUGUCAGUUUCCCACACUCGGAUUCGUUGUGGACCGCUAUUUCAAAGUGCGAAACUUCACCCCUGAACCGUUCUGGAGCAUCAAGGUUAUGCAUAAAAAGGACGGCAAACAGGCCAACUUUUCGUGGGCGCGGAACCGGGUCUUUGACCGCAUGUCGGCCGUCAUACUGUACGAGCGAUGUCUCGAUUCGAACAAGGCAAAGGUGACAAAGGUUCAAGAGAAAGCAACUCGCAAGUUCAAACCACUACCUCUGACCACCGUCGAGCUGCAAAAGGCUGCUACUCGCUUGCUCCGCAUGACUGGUCAACAGGCACUCAACCUUGCGGAAGGAUUGUACAACAAAGGCUUCGUCAGCUAUCCAAGAACCGAGACUGAUCGUUUCGACAAGGGCAUGGAUCUCAAGAAAUUGGUAGAGAAGCAGACGCCAGAUCAGCGUUGGGGCCCUCACGCUCAGGGGUUAGUUCAGGGAGGCUUUCGACAACCCCGCGAGGGCAGGCACGACGACAAGGCACAUCCUCCGAUUCAUCCUAUCACGUAUGCCUCUCCUUCGGUUCUGAGCCCGGACGAGGCCCGCAUCUACGAGUACAUUGUUCGUCGUUUCCUAGCCUGCUGCUCUGAGGAUGCCAAAGGCAUGGCUACGGACAUCGAGCUCCAAUACGGCGAGGAAAUCUUCACGGCCCAUGGCGUUGUUGUUCUGGAGCGGAACUACCUCGAGGUGUUCAUCUACGACAAGUGGGAGGAUUCUGCAGAGCUGCCCAACUUGAGGGUGGGCGAGCAGUUCGAACCGACGGAGGCCCUUUUGACUGAAGGGAAGACUUCGCCGCCCAACUAUCUCACGGAAGCAGAUCUCCUCGCGCUCAUGGACGCCAACGGCAUUGGCACAGAUGCGACCAUGGCUGAACAUAUCCAGAAGAUCCAGGAUCGCGAGUACGUGCAGACCACGGAGCGGAGCGGACAAGCGGCGAACGACGACGACGACGACGACGAUCCCCACGACGCUCCAGUGGCCCGCGGCACCCGCGGCCGCGGACGUGCGAGAGUGGCUCGCGGUGGCAGAGGUGGACGGACAAGUGGCCAAGCUGCAGGUGGUGGGAGGAGGGGCAUCAAAGUCUUCGUGCCGACACGACUUGGGGUUGCACUGAUCCUGGGGUUUGAUCGGAUGAACUUUGAGACCAGUCUGGGCAAGCCCUUCCUCCGAAAGCAGAUGGAGACGAAGAUGAAGGCCAUCUGCGCAGGCCAGACUACCAAGGACGUAGUGCUACGAGAAAGCGUUGCACAGUACCGCCAGGUCUUCUUGCAAUCACAGGAGAAGCUCAAUGUUCUGAAAGCUGCAUGCCGAGAGUUCGUCUUCGCGGGGUGAGCCACGUCAAGGUACCACCUGCUACAAGCAGCGUGCAAGGGUGUCGCGAUACUAUCCCCGGACAUUGCGCUAUUCUCGCCGAGGGUACAACGAACUGGGCGGAAUCUAUCGGAGCCUUGACGAUGCGCAAUGACUACGUCUCCCCCACGAGAGCCAUUCCUAGCCCCGCCCAGGAACACAAUGCCCAGGCUCGACUGAACGUGGGGUCUAUCAGUGGUUGAUAAGACACAUGGAUCAACGCCCCCUCAAUUUGAUAGAUACCUCACCAACAGACUCAACCGAGAAUAAAGAGUCGAGGAGGGGUACAGCUUUAGGCUUUAUCCAACCCGCAAACGGAGCCAGUGGCGCGCCGUUCAAUGAUGGGGACUCGGGGUCACCUGAGGGAUGCUGACUA
This is a messenger RNA of Emericellopsis atlantica, 2715 nucleotides long. Its product is annotated as DNA topoisomerase. NCBI's taxonomy places the organism in Eukaryota, Fungi, Ascomycota, Sordariomycetes, Hypocreales, Bionectriaceae. Gene Ontology annotation, cellular component: nucleus. Gene Ontology annotation, molecular function: DNA binding; DNA topoisomerase type I (single strand cut, ATP-independent) activity. The coding region runs from base 330 to 2321 and encodes 663 amino acids. Gene Ontology annotation, biological process: DNA topological change. The transcript is spliced from 6 exons. The record is from RefSeq and is a predicted model, not a curated record.